GUCGGAUGGUGGAUCAGUUCUGUUUCCGUUAGUCCUCGUGUUGCUUGAAAUAUUAAAAUGACGUCCAAAGUAUCGCGUGAUACUCUCUAUGAAUGUGUAAAUGCUGUUAUCCAACAUUCACAUGAUGUAAAGAGGAAAUUCUUAGAAACAGUGGAACUCCAAAUUGGUUUGAAGAAUUAUGAUCCACAAAAGGACAAACGUUUCUCAGGCACCGUCAAGUUAAAGAAUAUCCCAAGACCAAAAAUGCAAGUUUGUGUUUUGGGUGACCAACAACAUUGCGAUGAAGCUAAAGCUAAUAAUAUUCCAUAUAUGGAUGCAGAGGCACUGAAGAAAUUAAAUAAAAACAAAAAAUUGGUAAAGAAACUAGCUAAAAAAUAUGAUGCUUUCUUGGCUAGUGAAUCCUUAAUUAAACAAAUUCCACGUAUUCUUGGUCCUGGUCUGAACAAAGCUGGUAAAUUCCCUGGUCUUCUUUCUCAUCAAGAAUCGAUGGUGGGAAAGAUUGAUGAGGUGAAAGGUACAAUUAAAUUCCAAAUGAAGAAGGUGUUAUGUCUAUCAGUGGCAGUAGGACACGUAGAAAUGACUCCAGAUGAACUGGUACAAAAUGUACAUCUUUCCAUUAAUUUUUUGGUUUCGUUGUUGAAGAAACAUUGGCAAAACGUACGUUCUCUUCACAUCAAAUCUUCCAUGGGACCUCCUCAAAGACUGUACUAAUUAAAUUAGUAUAAAUGUUUUUGAUGUACGUUAAAGAAAUAAAAUG
This is a messenger RNA of Habropoda laboriosa, 757 nucleotides long. RefSeq names its product 60S ribosomal protein L10a (gene RpL10Ab). Gene Ontology annotation, biological process: translation. Bases 58 to 711 code for a protein of 217 amino acids. The record is from RefSeq and is a predicted model, not a curated record. Lineage: Eukaryota; Metazoa; Arthropoda; Insecta; Hymenoptera; Apidae. Gene Ontology annotation, molecular function: structural constituent of ribosome; RNA binding. The transcript has 5 exons. Gene Ontology annotation, cellular component: large ribosomal subunit.